Messenger RNA from Aplysia californica (California sea hare), 3015 nucleotides. RefSeq lists its product as uncharacterized. NCBI's taxonomy places the organism in Eukaryota, Metazoa, Mollusca, Gastropoda, Aplysiida, Aplysiidae. The record is from RefSeq and is a predicted model, not a curated record. The transcript has 6 exons.
AUGGUUGGCUUAGCCGAUACCAACAUCGUCGGUGCCACAGACGAAGUGAAGCGCAAAACUUCGUACUGUUCCCAUGACGUGAUGAACAGAGGGCGCGCGCCCCAUGACCGCCCAGCCACAGCACAGCAGGGGGAGCAUGAGCCGAGGUCAGGGGUCAUGCUGGCCCGGCCCGACCACGUACGGAGGCAACAGACCAGCUCUUCAGUGACCCGGAACAGCACUCAUGUCCUGUAUACGGUCAGCGCCACCGACACCUCGCACAGCUUCAGCAACAGCAGCAACACCACCGACAGCCACGGGAAGCUGAGCCGCGAGGCGAGAUUCUACGAGAGCUACAACCCUUCCACGGGCGUCCACACCGCAGCCGUUCUCGGCGGGAUCCUCAUCUGGCUUGUGCUCUACGUCAUCUACAGAACCAAAAUCCGGAAGUGCGUCAUCACGCUCGUGAAGAAGAAGCUCGGCUCCUUCGACGAUAUCGACGCGAAGAAAUCGACAGAUUCCGAGAACAACUCCAACACCGCUUCCAAUCCGAAUACCGUGAGAGCGUUGAUUAACCCGAGUAUUAUCAUCGAGACUUCCCCGCCCGAGAGUUCGCCCAAGUCUCCGAGCACGUACGAGCAGUACAUGAAAGGCGGAGGUCACGACUGCAUGAGUCAGCACGGCUGUGGGCUGCACGAGGAGAACAUGGUGUUUCAGUUCCCGUGCCCCACACACGGUGGGUCUACCCAGCAGCUGCACACCACCAACUGUCAACACCAGAGCCAGCUUCACCUGCAGCUGCCCAAAUCGGAAAUGGACAUCCCUUCGGCCACAGCACAGUGGGUACAGAACAUGCCGCUCGCGGCGCGGAGCCAUCAAGACUUCGCCAAACUGAUGAUGCAUAUACAAAGCCGUGGUCUACUGGCUAUGCACAAACCUUGCAGCUGCCCUCACGUGCCGGCAGCGAGCCCCGCCCCCCUCCCGCUACUGGACCUACCCACCACAUGGAACAAAAGCCUGCCUGUGUUGUCCAGUAGCGUGUCCAGUCAGCUCAUGAGUGCGUACGAGACACUUAAUAAUAAUCACGUGACGAGAACUAAAGAUCUGAAGGAACUUCUCAACGCCAAGCGCAGGCAGAGUUCUCAGGAGAACAGAGGGAUGAGUAUGGAUAAAGACGAGGGGCACGACGAGUACCUCAAGAAAAAGAAACAUUCCAACAGGAGGCAGAGCAGCGCGGAUGUAAAGCAAGCUGAGAAUCAGCACAAUCAAAGGAAGAAGAGGUCUUCCAGGAACAACCCUAACUUGACUAUUCAGAUUCCCGACCCGAAGGAGACGGCCACUCUGAUCAACAACGCGUCCGUGAACCGUUCUCCAAUGCCCAUCCCUGUCACGCCUACUGUCAUGAUACAAAACUCCGCCCCCAAAGUCCCGCCCAGGCGUCAAGGGUGCGGGGGCAGUAACACAUCAAUCAGUUCCAGCUCAUCCACCGAUCUCCUGUUAGGCCCGCCCAUCGUCGCGCCAGUCCAGAUCUCAUACCCCGCCCCUUCUAGUCGCAUUCCCUCCCCUCACCUUUUAUCGCCCGCCUGCGACACUCGGACUCAUGGCGGACAUCGACGAAACAGUCAGCACUUCACGUGGAGCCAGGAAGACCUCCAUCGAUAUCACAGCACUCCGGGAAAUCUACCCGCCCCCUCCCCCACGCCCCGCCCCCCAGCACAACACCCGUGCGGGCUUAGUGGUCACCAGUGCUCAUUCAAAUACAAGAAACGUGAUAAUAAGUGUGUGAGCCCGCUGGCAACCAGCAACUGUCCAGAGAUGAGGCGGUACAAAAGUUUAAGUGACCAGUACUUCCAAAACGUAGCAAACGCAAAUGAGAACGCGAGCAAUGUGAAUACACUGGCACAACAUCGCCGCAGCAUGAGUGACUACGGUAGCGAGACUCCCGACAACAGCCACUUCGUCCGACGUCAUCAGCGGAGUCUCUCAGCAGACGUGGCCUUCAUGAACCUUCAGAGAGACCUGGGAAGUCCGACCUACUCCAACGGAAGCAAUAAAAACUCUCUGCCCGCCUCGUCGCCUUCUCCCAACCGGCUCCAAGUCCCCGAUCCGAGUGGUUUCUAUAGGCCGGUCAGUCCAGAAGUGGUCAACUCCAACAUUAACCACAGGACGGGGACUGUGUUGGUGGGUGGUGGCGGGAGUGGUCGGUAUUCCCCUACAGCGCAGAGCGCCCUCAUGCGGCGGUUUGUUCACUCGGACAGUAAUCUGGCCUACCUCAGCGACCAGUUCUUCCCGGCGUCGGGUCUGUGGCCAGAUAGCACGGCGCCAGCGACACCGCGCCGACACAGUAGUACCGUGCAGCCCUCAGUGGUGGACUCGAACUUCUUGUACUGCUGCGAGACCUCCUCUCGUCCCACUUCCUCUCUCUCCCGACACUCUCUCCUCAGUCCAGCAAGCCCACCUUCUCCGUACCCGGCCUCGUCAGCCUCGCCACAGUCUCCGCAUCUGAGCCGCCACCAUCACCAUCAGCAACAAGUGGACAAUAAGGCAAAACAACUGCCACUUGCAUUCGCGCUGACGAGUGGGAAGAGACGCCGGGACUACCAGGCUGUGUUGCCGGCUCUAAAAGGAGAGCUUAGGCGUCUGCAUGGUGAGGAUGCAUUCUUCUCCCUGGAGGCAGCAUUGGCUUAUGUGCGCCUCACCUGGCUGGACAACACACUGUGGCACCCCUCCAGUGGGUCAGCCUUCUACUGGUUCGUCAGGACCAACAAAGAUGUUGAGGGCUGGCAUCACCGCCUAAAUAGCAAGGCUGCAUGAGGGCAGUUGAGUUCUGUAUCUGCUGCUUCAACCCUUGUCCAGGGAGGCUGCUCCCGUAUCAGUAAACCUGACCCUGUGCGAGAAUCCGCAAUCAUCCGGCGGCACAGAAAAGCAGCAAAGAACGCCACCAGGAAGCUGUUCAAGCUUUGGGACCAGCUCAUCGCAAGGGAAAAGACAGCAAGACAGAUCCUGCGUGCUGCCAGCAAGCUGCUGCCAUUGUAG